This is a messenger RNA of Diorhabda carinulata, 4556 nucleotides long. It is a transcript of the gene bap, whose product is annotated as homeobox protein zampogna. Gene Ontology annotation, biological process: cell differentiation; regulation of transcription by RNA polymerase II. Bases 86 to 889 code for a protein of 267 amino acids. Lineage: Eukaryota; Metazoa; Arthropoda; Insecta; Coleoptera; Chrysomelidae. The transcript is spliced from 3 exons. The record is from RefSeq and is a predicted model, not a curated record. Gene Ontology annotation, molecular function: DNA-binding transcription factor activity, RNA polymerase II-specific; RNA polymerase II cis-regulatory region sequence-specific DNA binding. Gene Ontology annotation, cellular component: nucleus.
AGUGUUUUGGCAGCAGUUAUAGGGGAAGCACUGAAUACGUCAACAAUUUAAGGACUUAAGUUGUGGGUGUUGUGGUAACAACGUUAUGGAUGAGAAUAUCGAAAAAAUGGAGGAGGCAACCGAUCACAGUAGUCAUAAAAUUGAGAAAAAUGUCGUUUCAGUGACGCCGUUUUCUAUUAAUGAUAUUUUAAAUAAGAAAGUUGAUAAUAAUAUCGAGAAAGACAAUGAUAGUGAUGAUAUACAAGAGUCUGCAUUGGAUAUGUCUAAACGGCAAAAACAUAUCGAGGAUUCACUGUCCGAUUUAGCUACUCUCACCGCUGACUACUCCUCACCCCACCAAUCAGACGACCCCGGUAGGGAAGCGGGCCAACCAAACCGCAAAAAGCGAUCACGAGCAGCUUUUACACAUGCGCAAGUGUUCGAACUGGAACGAAGGUUUAGCCAGCAACGGUAUCUCAGCGGUCCUGAAAGAGCCGAUUUGGCCGCAGCGUUAAAACUGACAGAGACACAAGUGAAAAUUUGGUAUCAAAAUAGAAGGUAUAAAACAAAACGGAAACAACUGCAAAUGCAAGAAACGAAUCUUCUAAAUCAAAGUGCAAAGCGUGUAGCGGUAAAAGUCUUAGUAAAAGAUGAUAUACCAUUAUUUCUGCAACAAAAGAAUCAGCUCUAUCAAAAAUCCGGCUAUUAUCCAGACCAAGCUAAGAACGAUUUAUUUAUGGUACAAAAGUAUCCAAAAUCUAUUCAAGAAUCUAUGUUGAACCUUUGUCAACAAUAUUCAAGUUCGAUACAGCUUUUUCCUUAUUUCAAUUAUUAUCAUCCAUCUUUAAUAGGAAAUAUGAGCCAGCAUGAAGAUGAAACUAAUAUAGACAACAGGGAGGAACAGAAUUAGUUAUAACAAUGUUAUUAAUGGUACUCAAAUUAGCUCCAGUAGUAUACAGAUUUGGGUUGGAUUGAGGUUCAAUAUUGAAAUAAGAGUAGAAAUUUUUUGGAUUCACUUUUUGAUCUUUUUUUAUAUGAAUAUAAGACGUACAUGCAGUAUUAAAUACUGAACUUUGAGAAAGACACUCCCAAAUAAAGUUAAAAGAUUUUUUCAAAUGUUAUAAUAUAAAACUGGAGUUAGUAGAUUACAUAUAGUAUACUAAGUGAUAGGAUCUCGUAUAGCAUAGUUUUUAUACUACAUCAAUUUUUGCAAAAACGCACAAUUUAACGGUCAUAUUUUAUAUUAGUUUCGACUACUAUUUUAGAAACUAAAAGCUUUCAAAUUUUGUAGUAAUGUCCCUAAAUAUAUAGAAAUCGCAAGAAUUAUAUCAAUAUAAAUUGUUACUUAAAAAACACCAAAUUAUAAAUCAGCAGUUCACUCUGCGACAAACAAAGAACUUUGGUCCAGAUUCUAAAUUACUGGAGCUUAUAAGAAGCCUGAUCUCUUCUAUGGUAUUAACUACAGGACAAAAGAGAAAAACCUAGAGAAAGUUGUUGAUAGGAAAAAAUUGCCUGACUGAUGCUGAGAUAGGCAAAGAUAUUCCUGAGAAACUAUAAACAAAAAGUAAAUGUAUGCUGAGAAAUAACAAUAAAAUUAACAAAUAUUAACAAGUGUCCUAUCGAGGCAUUGCAGUCUCAGUGGACACAUAAAGAUGCUAGAUAUAGCAGAGGAUGCAAUGUGCAGAUUCUGCUACUAUGCUUCUAUCCACAUAAUCUGGAAAUGCGAAACAAGACGGAGCUCUAAAGCAUUAUACCUCGAGACGUAUGGAAUAAAAAAUUAAUAUCCUCAAAACUAGAGCCAUUCUGUAUCCUGAACUUUUUGAAAGAAUUGAGAUUAAUUGAUCAGUUAUUAACACUGAGCAUCGCCGUACCACAGUAAAAUAACGAGAUGUAUGUGAUACCCUGAAUAACAACGCAUUCAUACAAGAGUCUAAAUUGAUUUAUUGUCAAUAGAUUUGUGUACAGAAUUGAAUACAAUUUAUAAAUUAAUGCGAUAAACUUCAGAAAAUGUUUUCCGUGUAAAAUUAUGCUAACGAAUUUUCCUCUGUCUCUGUAACCAUCAAUAUUUUUUCAAUAUUUCAAUCUUUUAAAUUAUAAGGGGAUCAAAUUAGCAGCCCUUACCUUAUUAUUCGUAGGAAAAAUAAGUGAAACAACUAUCACAUUCUUCAUUAAGUCGAACGUGCUCAAAUAUUAGUAAUUCUUAUAACAUUAGACUCUCUUCGGAUUCUAUUUUUCUAAUGAUUGUGUGUUUUAAACUACUGAUUUAAUAUGACCCCAAAAACAGGAAUAAAAUGGAUUCAAUUCUGGAGAUCGAGGAGGCCAGUUUUUCAGUCCUCCUCCUCCAACGGUUGGAAACGAUUGCAUCUGAGUAAUGCCUAGAGGUUUGACUAAAUUGUACUGUGCCACCAUCGUGAGACAGUUUUCUAUCAAAAUGCGUGAGCAAUUCCAUUUAUUGACUUAAGCGCAAGAUGUGGCCCAAUUAUGUUGUCCAUUCCAAUCCACACAUUGAUGGAAAUUACGUUUUGGAAAAGUUACUGUAUAUGUUAUACUGGUUUUCGACUACCUAAGAUGGUUACUUGAGAACAAUAUGCUUCAUCCAGGAAUAAUAUGUUUUCAAAUGAAGAUGUUGUGGGUCUUUCAUUACAUUUUUCUCAGAAUCUCAAAAUGUAUUUUUCUAGGUGAAAACUAAUUCUCGGAGAAGGAAUUUGUUUCAUUAAAAUGUAAAAGAAAUAUCGAAGAAAUGUCAGUGACUAGGCCUUUUGGCGCUGGCAAUUCAUAAAAUUUCCAACUUUUAUAUAUCUUUACAAAAACUAGAGGUAAAGCUCAAAUUUACUCAUAACCUUGUAGGGUUUGAUUUGUCUAUUUAUAGAAAAGAGAUAUCAUAAUUUAAAAAUAGUCCAUACCUACAUCGUUAUGUAAUUAUCCUCCAAAUUGUUUUGGAAAUUAUACGAAGCGUCACUUUGAAAACUUCUCAAUAGCUACCUUCCAGCAAAUAAUAUUGUAAAUAGCAAUUUUCAAAGAGAAUUUGCAGUCCUCAAAAUUCAACAGUUCUAACUUUCUUUGAAAAUAAAGUUCUAAACUAACAGAAAUAAUCAAAACAUAUCGGCACUAAUAUAAAUUAUUUUUACAGAUAUUUUACUAAAAACGAAUUUCAAAUAUGAAGUAUAUUUUCACUUUUUCUAAAUAUUGGUCAUUUGACUUGGAUUAGUAAAAAAAUCUGUUUGUCAACUUCAUUAAGAGUCUACCUGCAUACUGCUUUAAUUCUUCUAAAUUAAUUAAUAUUGUCCUGUUGUAUUCUAUAAACCAAUAAUAUGUUACCGAAGAAAGAAAUCUAAAGAAGCUGCAUCUGAUAAUUUCGCUAUUCAUUUACUUCGUCGCCUUCUGCCAAUUUUUUUGAUCGUGGACUCAAACAUUUUUGGAAAAGUUCCUGUUUCAAAUCUAAUAGGACCAAUAAUUGCAUUUCCAUAAAUACUAAAUUAAAUUACUAUGAUUACUGUGGACAUAAAAUAUGGUUUUGUUACAAAAAUGAUUUCCAUUUUGUCUAUAUUUACGAGAAAUGAGAGAGAGAGAGAAAAAUGAUAACUGAAACGGAUAUUUAACAAAAUAUUGAGCAUUGUUUCGUUGAAAUAAAAAAUCUGUUCUUGUAUUGAAAUCAUAUUAAAGGGGCUCUUUAGUAAUCUGCAUUUUAUAUUAAUGAGAUUUAUGCUUUUUCACAGUUUCUAAGGACUUUGUUAUCUUUGUAAGAAGCUGGUUGCAGAAAUCCGUGUUUUAGAAUUUUGGGUCCCUUCCUGGUUUUUUACUGUUAUAAUGAUGGGUGUUUCAUAUUUUGAUGUUAUGAGAAAACAACAUACAACAACAUACAUACAAUAACAAAGUGGCAGUUUAUAUACCUAAACCUAAAUUAUUGUAGUAUGGACGCUUCCGGUAAACAGAGUUAGAAUAUAACGCGGCAAAUACAAAAAUUCUAUACAUCCCUUCAGAGGAGUAAUUCCUCCUCCAUCAGGGCCAAACAUAAUAAAUCUCUUCCUUCACAUGAAUAAAAUUCUCAACUCAACUACAAAAAAAACCAGUAUCUUCUUUUUCUUCUCUAAUUUUUUUAUUCAAUUUGCUUCGUUGUUUGUGUUUUACAUUUUAAUUUGAAUUUUGAGGUAUUCAAAUACCUCAAUUCUUUCUCAAAAUUGAAAUGCAUAAUUUUUGAAGCUUUCUAUUAUGCUUUUGAUAUUUGACACUUAAUAUAAGUAUAGAUACUUUUCUUCUUCCACUUCCACUCAAUUUAUUUAAUUUUCUUUUGACUAAGAAAACGAAACAUAGCAGACUGAUAAGUUUCAUAUAGAAUACGCAAUUAAAUUAUGUGACUUCCUACUUUUAACCCGAUAUUUUAAUUUGAAGAGUAGUUGUGUCUGAAUGAGAGAAAAUAUUAUUCAGGAAUCCAUUUUUAUAUGGUAUUAUUUGGAUGGAACUAGUUCGGACUUUUUUCCGUAGUACUUCCGCAAAUCAAAAUGACAACUAGAGCAGCUAUAAGUGCCUGAUAUAAUCGAUUUCUUAACAUUAUUUACUAGAAGAAACAGUUUUCAAAU